Molecule: messenger RNA, 237 nt
Organism: Geodia barretti
Lineage: Eukaryota; Metazoa; Porifera; Demospongiae; Tetractinellida; Geodiidae
Source: the annotation of a GenBank genome assembly
GGCUCUAAUACGCCGCCCGCAGGAGGCAGAAAGAACCGCAUAAUGAACCGCAUAAUGGAGACGGACCGUUCGCUCCUGGUCAUUACCAUGGUGAGUGCUCUGCGGUCGGUCCAGGAGCCCUUAAUUAAACCCUCGGUUGGCGACGGGAUAGAGUCCAGAAGGCCGUGUUCUGCUCUCCACUUUCUCUCUAUUCUUUUUUAUGUUGUCUGUCUAUUCUACACCUUUACUGGUGUGUGU